Molecule: messenger RNA, 667 nt
Organism: Aspergillus vadensis CBS 113365
Lineage: Eukaryota; Fungi; Ascomycota; Eurotiomycetes; Eurotiales; Aspergillaceae
Exons: 1
Coding region: 95-481 (128 amino acids)
Source: RefSeq, a predicted model, not a curated record
CCCAGAAGGCGGUGAAGUGACGCGCCCGCCUGGGCAUCUGAACAGGUUUAAUGCCCGCACAGUGCGCAUCCCGUUCCCGGAGACGGCAUCGCGAAUGUUUGACCGUCUACUCGGUGAUUCCUUUAUCAUCCUUUCCCAAUUCUCGCCAUCUUUCGACCAGAUCUUCACCAUUCCUUGCCUCUUUACCUCAUCUCCAUCACUUGUUCCACUCUCUCGUUUUUCUUUUGUAUCUUUUCUUUUUUCUUUUUUCUUUUUUUCUUUUGUGAUCCGCUUCAUUUGCCCUACCCUUGGUCUGCAGGUCAACCAGCUUCCCCACUGGGUCUCCCAUCAACCGCAAUCAGGCACCUCAAAAGGCGAUCAUCACAUUCUGAAAGACGCAGGGUCGCAUCCAGCCUGGUCAAUCCCUCUUCAGCGUGGAGCUGGGUCACGGUGCGCCCAAGGCAAAGCAGGAUUAGGGGUUCAAAUCUUUGAUGGGCGGUGAACCCGUCGAACUGAUCGGGGAUUUUGUGUCACAAAUGACCUCCGAGCACCAGCGGGGAAUUCUGUGUCAGCCGAGCACAACACAACCCUACCUGUUCAAUAUCCUCAAGCAUAUGACGAGAGCCAGAACGGUACAGUAGUCUUGUCGGAUCGAAUGAUUUGCCCGUCCCCGAACUAUCGGGCUCCG